Molecule: messenger RNA, 1677 nt
Organism: Carica papaya (papaya)
Lineage: Eukaryota; Viridiplantae; Streptophyta; Magnoliopsida; Brassicales; Caricaceae
Product: NHL domain-containing protein
Cellular component (GO): endoplasmic reticulum
Source: RefSeq, a predicted model, not a curated record
CCAUUGCUGGUAUAGCAUUAGAUUUGGGUGAGGAUAUGUGUACAAUUAUAUCUUUAAAUGAGGAUAAUUUUAAAAUUUUAAACAUAAAAUUUCGGCAAAAAUUAAAAAAAGUGAUUUUUAACUGCAAAAGUCGCCGCUUUGCCUGCGGAAUUCAGAUUGAAUAGUGCAAACCAUGGUUGUUUAUUGCACAAGGAGUGUAUGAUUUUGACUGGGACUGGGUUAUCCGUGUUGGUAACGAUAUCGAAGCUUUUCUUCUUUGACAAGAGAGAGUGGCAACAGCUCCCUUUGACAAGAAAUAAACUCGACUAUAUAGGGACGGACUUUCGUUUUGUGGAUUACUUGGUAAGAAUACAGAUGCAGCAUUAACCACCACUAUCUCCUUCCACCAAAUCAAAGCACAACGAAUCAACUAAUCAUGUUCACAAUCAGAUCGCAACCACCCUUCACCACCCACUUUCUCCUCAUCUUCAUUGUCGCGUUACUGGGUCCCAUCCUAGGCCCAGCCCUCGCCAGAAGACCCCACGUCAUAACCUUCCGGUCGACGAACCUCUACCCUGAGGGGCUAGCCUGGGACCCUUCAGCUGAACAUUUCCUCGUUGGCUCUCUCCAUCACCGAAAGAUCCUCUCUGUCUCCGACGCUGGCGUCGUUCAGACUCUGGUUUCCGACCCAGGCCUCCCUGAGAAUACCACCAUAUUGGGCCUCGCUGUCGACUCCCUCAACCGCCGUCUCCUCGCAGUUGUCCAGUCCAUUGCUCCGCUCCCUCCCUUCAACGCCCUUGCCGCCUACGAUCUCCGCAGCGGCAACCGCAUCUUUCUAUCCCUUUUGCCCUCCCUCCGCGAGGACGAUGGCGCCACCCACGAGGGUGCAAACGACGUUGCGUUGGAUUUUAAGGGCAACGCCUACGUGACGAAUUCAGCCGGGAAUUUCAUUUGGAAGGUCGACGCGAGAGGCGAUGCGUCUAUCUUCUCAAGAUCUCCGCUUUUCACGAAAAAUCCGUUAGCCGUUGACCCGAAUGCGUCCUUUAGCGGGUGCGGGCUAAACGGGAUUGCUUACGUAAGCAAAGGGUACCUGCUGGUGGUGCAAAGCAACACGGGGAAGAUGUUUAAGGUGGACGCAGAGGACGGGACGGCGAGGGAAGUGCUGCUGCCGGAGAAACUGGUCUGGGCCGACGGGGUAGCGGUGAGAAGAGACGGUACCGUUUUGGUGGUCUCACAACAGACGCUUUGGUUCCUGAAGAGCCAAGACAGCUGGGGAGAGGGGGUGGUGUACGACAAGAAAGAGCUUGAUAUGGAGGGGACUGCUACGUCUGUGGUGACGGGAGGGGAAAACAGGGUAUACGUGUUAUAUGGUUAUGUGCUGGAGGGAAUUAAAGAGGUGGGAAGAGAAGAGUUCAGAAUAGAGGAGGUGAGAUCUGAGAAGGACAGUGGUGAGGAAAAGGUGUGGGUAUAUCUGCUGAUUGGAUUUGGGUUCGCUUAUUUUUUGAUUUGGAGGUUUCAGAUGAGGCAGCUUGUGUCAAACAUGGACAAAAAGACCAAUUAAGUAGCCUCUCGUGUUAUCUUCCCAUCUUUCCCCCUUAAUUUUCAAGUUUUUAGGCUUAUUUAUAUAUGUAUUCUUUUUUGCCAUCAGUUAAGCAAGAUGGAUUUCCUUUCCAGAUUUAUAAAUAGCAAUUGUGUUUA